This is a messenger RNA of Lathyrus sativus (Indian pea), 2436 nucleotides long. NCBI's taxonomy places the organism in Eukaryota, Viridiplantae, Streptophyta, Magnoliopsida, Fabales, Fabaceae. The record is from the annotation of a GenBank genome assembly.
AUGGGCGGCCAGAUGCAUCAGAGCAAUGCUGCCGCGGCUGCUCUGUAUGACCAUGCCGGCGCUGUACCUUUGCACGGUGCAGCGGCAGGGACUGCGAACGAUGCUGGCGAUGCUGUUAUGGCACGCUGGUUGCAAUCUGCCGGCUUACAGCAUCUGGCCUCUCCGUUGGCUUCAAAUGCAAUUGAUCAACGGCUUCUCCCCAACCUUCUUAUGCAGGGUUAUGGAGCCCAGUCUGCAGAAGAAAAACAAAGACUUUUUAAGUUGAUGAGAGGUCUCAAUUUUAAUGGGGAAUCUGGUUCAGAACCAUAUACACCCACUUCCCAAACUUUAGGUGGAGUGGCUGUAUCAGAUGGGUUUUAUUCUCCUGACUUUAGAGGGGAUUUUGGAGCCGGUCUUAUGGAUCUUCAUGCUAUGGAUGAUACAGAGCUUUUGUCUGAGCAUGUUAUCUCAGAACCCUUUGAGCCAUCACCCUUUAUGCCUGGAGGUACCAGAGAAUUUGAAGAUGACUUCAACUCAGUCAGCAGCAAGCAGGAAGGAGAAGCAAUUGCUGAUGCGUCACAUUUUUUACCCGUGCAUGAAAAAGACACUAAUACAAGAGAAAAUAAUGUUGCUAAGAUAAAAGUUGUGGUACGUAAAAGACCUUUAAAUAAAAAGGAACUUGCUAAGAAGGAGGAUGAUGUUGUAACGGUUUACGACAAUGCAUAUUUGACUGUUCAUGAGCCCAAAGUGAAGGUUGAUUUGACAGCUUAUGUCGAGAAGCACGAAUUUUGUUUUGAUGCUGUUAUUGACGAGAAUGUUACCAAUGAUGAAGUAUAUCGAGUUACAGUAGAACCUAUUAUUCCUACAAUUUUCGAGAGGACAAAAGCUACCUGUUUUGCUUAUGGUCAGACAGGAAGUGGCAAAACAUUCACAAUGCAACCAUUACCACUCAGAGCUGCAAAUGACCUUGUUAGACAGUUGCAUCGACCAGUUUACCGAAAUCAGAAAUUUAAAUUGUGGCUUAGCUACUUUGAGAUAUAUGGUGGAAAAUUGUAUGAUCUUCUUGGUGACAGGAAGAAACUCUUAAUGAGAGAAGAUGGACGGCAGCAAGUUUGCAUUGUAGGACUACAAGAAUUUGAAGUGUCUGAUGUACAGAUUGUCAAAGACUUUAUUGAGAAAGGGAAUGCAGCAAGGAGUACAGGAUCCACUGGCGCGAAUGAAGAGUCCUCCAGGUCACAUGCUAUCUUACAACUGGUUGUAAAGAGGCACAAUGAAGUAAAAGAGAGCAGGAGAAAAAAUGAUGAAAAUGAGGCAAAAAGUGGGAAGGUUGUGGGGAAGAUUUCUUUCAUUGAUCUUGCUGGAAGUGAAAGAGGUGCUGACACUACUGACAACGACCGUCAGACAAGGAUUGAGGGAGCAGAAAUCAACAAGAGUCUUUUAGCUUUGAAAGAAUGCAUUCGAGCUUUGGACAAUGACCAGAUCCAUAUUCCUUUUCGUGGAAGUAAACUUACGGAAGUCCUCCGUGACUCUUUUGUUGGCAAUUCAAAGACUGUCAUGAUCUCUUGUAUAUCUCCAAAUGCAGGAUCUUGCGAACACACACUCAAUACCUUGAGAUAUGCCGAUCGAGUCAAGAGUCUGUCCAAAAGUGGAAAUUCUAGAAAGGACCAGGCUCCAAAUCCGGUACCACAGUCAAAUAAAGAGGUUUUUUCCACGUUGUCCCUUCCAGACAGUGCCGGUGCUGAGGAUUUUUAUGAUCAACGUCAACAGGUGAGAACAGUGGAUACGGGCAGGAAAGUUAUUGAGAAGGAACCCUCUUUGUACAGCUCUGCUGCUGAUGUUGACAAGCAACCAUCGAGUUUUUCUUCCAGCUUUUUAUUCAACGGGCGAGAGGAGAAAGGUUUGCCUUCUGUCUCAAUGGACAGGAACAGGCUUGAAGUGAAGAAUGUGACUAGUCAAAAGAUGAACCCUUAUUCCCAAAAUGAUGCAGAUGAGAAAGUGCUAAAGGUGUCUCCCCCACGCAGAAAAGGGACCAAGGAGGAGAAACCUGAAAGGUCCUCGAACUGGUCAAAAAGGGACACCAAUGGUUCUGAUCAUUUCAUCACAAGCUCCAAGCAGCAAAGCACAGGGAGUUUUAACACAGUUACCACUGGAUCUAGGCAGCCUGAAACAGAAUCCUCUCCUGAUGUGAAUAACAGUGCUGUUCUUGAGGAGGAAGAAGCACUAAUUGCUGCUCAUAGGAAAGAAAUUGAGGACACAAUGGAGAUUGUCCGUGAAGAAAUGAAACUAUUAGCAGAAGUGGACCAGCCAGGAAGUCUUAUUGACAACUAUGUAAGCCAGCUGAGUUUUUUGCUUUCUCGCAAAGAAGCUAGUCUUGUAAGUCUACAGGCUCGCCUUGCGAGGUUUCAACAUCGACUAAAAGAACAGGAGAUACUAAGCCGAAAAAGAGUACCCCGUUAA